This is a messenger RNA of Dioscorea cayenensis subsp. rotundata (Guinea yam), 1762 nucleotides long. RefSeq lists its product as uncharacterized. Lineage: Eukaryota; Viridiplantae; Streptophyta; Magnoliopsida; Dioscoreales; Dioscoreaceae. The record is from RefSeq and is a predicted model, not a curated record. The coding region runs from base 28 to 1701 and encodes 557 amino acids. The transcript is spliced from 4 exons.
UCAUAUAAACCAAGAUAAGUUGAAGCAAUGGUGGUAAACAAAGUGAUGAAAUGGUCUCCAUGGUCACCGGCACCGACAUCACCGGAGACAAAGAAGAAGAAGAAGAAGAAGAAGAAGAAGUGUAAUGUUAUUAUGAAGGUGGUGAAAGUUGAAGGGCUAGUUUUGCCGGCCAGUGGCGCCGGAGAUACACGGGUGGCCGCGGUGGAGAUUAGAUGGAAGGAUUCAUUACAAAGAAAAGAGCAAAAGUUUUCGUAUUUUCGAGGAAUGAAGAGAUCAAAGAAAAUGGUUAAGAAUGUCUCCGGCGACCGGGUGGUGGACGGAGGUGGCGCCGCCGUGUGGGAUGAGAACUUGAGUUUUCCGUUCAAUCCUGAUUCUAGUUCUGCUUGGGAAGUUUCCUUCUCAAUUCUUUACGGAACACAAAAAGAAAGGAAGAAGGGAAAACCACUAGAAGAAGUUGGAAGUGCAGAAAUAAACCUUGCAGAAUGGAUUUGUAACUACAAAGUGGAAGUGAGAGGAAAGGAAACAGAGUUUCAGGGCCAGAGAAAAACUCUUCCCAUUAUCAUAAGAACAGAAAACUUAUCAUGCAAUGCUUUGCUCUAUGUAAUUUUCAGUUUGGAGGAAGGAAAUGCAGAAAAACCAGAUGAUAAAUAUAAUUCAGGUCAAAUGGACACUGAGUACAUGAAUUCAUCUCAUUUUGUAAAGUUAAAUGAAGAACAAGAUAGAUUCAAUGCAAGUAGUACCAGUACCAGCAACAGCAACAGUGGAGGAUCAAGUCCUUCAAAGCAUAAAUUGUUUUCCUGGAGUAAAAGAAGGAAGAAUAGCAGUGAAAAUGUGAAUGAAAAAGUUGCAGAAAUCGACAAUUGUGUUACGAAAGAAAAAGAAGAGGAUCCGAUUGGACGAUGGGAGCAGAGAGAAUACAUUAGUAGAGACAAGCAAACGAAGCUCAGAAUUCAGACAUUCUUCGCGUCGAUUGAUCAGCGGGAUGAGAGUGCUAAUGGUGAGAGUGCAUGCACUACAUUGGUGGCAGUGAUCACUGAUGCAAUACACAGAAGAAGGUUAAACACACCAACAAGAAUUGAAUUUGAUAGGCUGAUAAGAGAAGGCUCAUCAGAGUGGCAGAAACUCUGCAGAAAUAAAACAUAUGUGGAGCAAUUCCCAAACAAGCAUUUUGACCUGGAAACAAUCUUGGAAGCAAAAGUGAGACCAAUAAAUGUUGUCUCAGAGAAGUCUUACAUUGGUUUCUUCCAGCCAGAGAGCUUUGAAUCACUUCAAGGUGCAAUGUCAUUUGAUAAUAUAUGGGAAGAGAUUACCGAGGGGAUUCAUGAAGGUGAUCAGAAGGUGUACAUUGUGAGUUGGAAUGACCACUUCUUUGUGCUAAAGUUAGAAGCAAAUGUUUAUCAAAUUAUUGACACAUUGGGUGAGAGAUUGUAUGAAGGGUGCAACAAGGCUUACAUUCUAGAGUUUGAUGAGGCUUCAGAGAUGUACCAGUUGCCAGAGAUCAAUGGAGAUGACAGUGAAGAAGAAUUGGUUUCCCGGGGAAAGGAAUGCUGCAGAGAGUUCAUAAAGAGAUUCUUGGCUGCGAUACCAUUGAGGGAGGAGCUGGAGAUGGAGGAGAAGGGAAAGGAGAAUGGAACAACAAGCAUUGCUCUUCAUCAGAGGUUGCAAAUAGACUUUCAUUUAACAGAGGCAAAUUGUUCAUGAUAAAUUACCUAUGUCAAAUGUAGCUUCUGAGUUGUAUAUAAUACCUGAAUUGUUUUUAUUC